Didymodactylos carnosus is the source of this 363-nucleotide messenger RNA. The record is from the annotation of a GenBank genome assembly. NCBI's taxonomy places the organism in Eukaryota, Metazoa, Rotifera, Eurotatoria, Philodinida, Philodinidae.
AUGCGUCCACCUUAUUAUGGACCAAGACCUGUAGCACCUACAGCUUAUCCAAGAGCUCCUUUACCCCCACCACCAGGACGUGGUGGUAGUGCCGGUGGUGCCGGCGGCGCUGGUGCACUAGGAGGAAUUUUAGGUGGUUUGGGUGGUGCAGUAACAUGUCUAUGCUGUUUAUCAGCUUUGGGUUUAAUCGGACUUUGGGCUACAUUUAUUCCAUUUGUUGCUUACUUCAAAUAUGCAUAUGAUCAAUGGACUCGUACAUAUGGCGUUAGCUCAGCAAAUAAUUUAGGAAUUCAACAAGUUGUACUUUUAAUUAGUUUAUGUUUUGUAGCAACAACAUUUCUAAAAAGAAGAAUAAUUACAUGA